AUGGCAACCUCCGAGCCCCCUUCUUUCCCCUUCAACCGCGCCUCCGGCCUAGAGCCGCCAGCAGAAUACACCCGCCUCCGCGCCUCAGACCCCGUGUCCCGCGUCAAGCUCUUUGACGGCUCACUGGCAUGGCUGGUGACCAAGUACAAGGACGUCUGCGCCGUGGCCACGGAUACCCGAUUGUCCAAGGAACGCACGAGGCCCGGUUUCCCAGAGCUCAGCGCCGGCGGCAAAGCAGCCGCCAAGAACAAGCCCACCUUCGUCGACAUGGAUCCUCCCGCGCACAUGCGCCAGCGGUCCAUGGUUGAACCUCUCUUCGUUGCCGAGCAUGUGGAGACGAUGAAGCCGUACAUCCAGAGGACCGUAGAUCAGCUGCUUGAUCAGAUGGUAGCUAAGGGAUGCGAGGAGCCAGUCGAUCUCAUUGAUAACUUUGCCUUACCGGUGCCUUCAUAUAUCAUCUACACCAUCCUCGGAGUCCCGUUUGAAGACCUCGAGUACCUCACCCAGCAAAACGCGAUCCGCACAAACGGCAGUGGCACCGCUCUCCAAGCUCAAGCUGCCAACCAGGAACUGCUCGACUACCUCGCCAACCUCGUCGACAAGCGUUCUGAACAGCCCAAGGACGACCUCAUCAGCAAGCUCGUCGUCGAGCAGCUCAGGCCUGGCCACAUUGAAAAGUCCGAUGCUGUGCAGAUUGCUUUCUUGCUGUUGGUAGCAGGCAACGCCACGAUGGUGAACAUGAUUGCGCUCGGCGUGAUCGAACUCCUCCGCAACCCGACACAACUCGCCGAUCUUGAGUCAGACCCCUCCCUCUCGAAGGCGUUUGUCGAAGAGCUCUGCAGGUAUCACACCGGCUCGUCGAUGGCGAUGAAGAGAGUGGCAAAAGAGGACAUUGUCCUCGGCGGCCAGACCAUCAAAGCAGGCGAAGGCAUCAUCGCCGCCAACGCCUCCGGCAACCGCGACGAAGACGUCUUCCCGGACCCGGACGUCUUCAACAUGCACCGCACCCCGGAUCCCAACCAUGCUCUGGGGUUCGGCUUCGGCCCGCACCGGUGCAUUGCCGAACCUCUGGCACGCGCCGAGAUGGAGGUCGUCUUUGCCACCCUCUUCCACAAGCUGCCCAACCUUAAGAUCGCCGUUCCAAUCUCCGAGCUGGAGUUCACACCCCUUCACAAGGACGUCGGCGCGGUGAAGCUCCCAGUGACAUGGUAA
This is a messenger RNA of Colletotrichum siamense, 1212 nucleotides long. It is a transcript of the gene CYP55A3, whose product is annotated as Cytochrome P450 55A3. The record is from RefSeq and is a predicted model, not a curated record. Gene Ontology annotation, molecular function: heme binding; monooxygenase activity; iron ion binding. Lineage: Eukaryota; Fungi; Ascomycota; Sordariomycetes; Glomerellales; Glomerellaceae. The transcript has 7 exons. Bases 1 to 1212 code for a protein of 403 amino acids.